CAUAGCUGUCCAGUUCAAUUGCAUUACGAUCAAGCGCUUCGGUAGAUAUCCAAGCAACGAUGGCAGGCCAGGGUAAUGUGAGUUGGGAGCGCUUCGAGGAGCAGACCAAGUUGGCGUUCGUGGGGGAUCCUCUGAAUUCACGCUUCUUCCUUAAGACGCGUGUGACGGCCAAGAAGGGCGUGAAAGUGGUAGCGCGGGUGUCGCACCACUCUACCAAACCCACACCUGCGUCGCCUCGCAGCGCCGCCGGACGCAAUGAAGCGGUCAAAUACACCACGACGGACACGAGCAACCUGUUCCGACUGACGAGGCUGCUGCGAUUCGUAAUGCAAGAGGUUCUAGGGCCCAUGAAGACGCUGCUGCUGCCGCCGUCGACGGCGCCAUUGUCCCCCACCUCGAAACCCACUGGCGCACCGGUUGCUGCGGCGCAAGCGGAGAAGAAGAAAUCCAAGAAGAAAAAGAAGGGAAAGAAGUAGAGACGCAUGAGGCUAGAAGAGAACUUGUAUUACGGUCGACCGGUCAGUGGUUUCAUAAUAAAUCACGGACGUACACUGCUGUCUUGAUGCCGCACGUGUAGCCUUCGUUAAACUUGUAGCGCACCAUUGAGUGUGCAUGCGCAUCG
This is a messenger RNA of Phytophthora nicotianae INRA-310, 622 nucleotides long. RefSeq lists its product as hypothetical. The transcript has a single exon. NCBI's taxonomy places the organism in Eukaryota, Oomycota, Peronosporomycetes, Peronosporales, Peronosporaceae. The record is from RefSeq and is a predicted model, not a curated record. The coding region runs from base 60 to 476 and encodes 138 amino acids.